This is a messenger RNA of Panicum hallii, 2754 nucleotides long. Its product is annotated as transcription factor GTE4-like. Gene Ontology annotation, molecular function: protein binding. The transcript is spliced from 5 exons. The record is from RefSeq and is a predicted model, not a curated record. The coding region runs from base 306 to 2312 and encodes 668 amino acids. Lineage: Eukaryota; Viridiplantae; Streptophyta; Magnoliopsida; Poales; Poaceae.
ACAUAGAUAGGAAAGCCCCAAAAUCGCUGGGUACAAGGGGGUUCUGUGCCGAUCGUCGGGGUCGGCGGACCCCCGCCCGCUCUCAUCUUCUUCCUCCCGAGCACCAACCCUCCUCCUCGCCCACCUCCACCGCCACCACGGCCGCCUCGCUAGCACCGUCCCCGGAGCCGGCGCGGCCCGCCAACGACAUCCAGCGCGGCCUCGCCGGAGCCGUCUCCGGCGCCUGCGCUGCCCUCCGACGGCCUCCACCGCCGCCCUCGUCCUCUCUCCGCCGGCUUGUCCUCGCCGGAUCCGCUUAUUAGGAAAUGGGCAUACCACCCUCACAAAUCCUGGCUCCACGACUACCGACGCCGGGCCCCGUCCCGGCCGUGGAGGCGCCGGCUGCUCCCGCCGUUCCGACCAGGUCGCGCUGGGCCGCGGAGAUCAAGGUCUAUUCCCGCAAGUACCCCCGCAAAAACCCUAAACCUCCUCCUCCAGAACCAGGCCUCGUCCCCUCUCCAGCUCCAGCCCCCGCCCCCGCCUCAGUCCCUAACCCUAAUCCCCUUUCCGAAACCCUAUCUUCGAUUCGCCGCUCCAUCCGCCGCGCGGAGGCCGGGGGCGCUGCGGCGCGGCCCGAUCCGGUUGCGGCUGCCUCGACUCUCGCCUCGACGCCGCCUGGGGAACGCGAUGCUUCCUCCGCGGACCCCACGUUGGGGCGGAACCGGGACGGCGGCGGCAUCGUUCCCAACGGCCACAGUGACGACCGGGAGGCUGAGAAGGCCGAGAAGGCACGGAAGCGCAGGGUGAGGAGCGAGCUGCGGCGGCGGCUGGCGGGGGAGCUCGAUCAGGUCCGCGUGCUCUCUGAGCGCCUCAAGGAGGCUGCCGAGACCCUGGCACAGCAGGAGGCUUCCGUGCCCGCACCUUUGCCCCUGGUGGUAGUGCCGCAGCAGCAGGUGGUGGAUGCUGGGUACGUGCAGUCACAGUUCUCAGCUGGUGAUAUGGUGACGCCCAUGUCUGCGCAGCUCACUACUACGGUUCCACCUGUCCGCUCGCUGCUGCAGCGCAGGCCACUAACCGUGUCGGUAGUUCAUAAUGAAGCAUUUGAGAAGGAGAAACGGACGCCCAAGGCUAAUCAAUUGUACCAGAACUCCGAGUUUUUGCUUGCCAAGGAUAGGAUCCCAGCCUCAGAUUCACAUGGGCGCAAGAAAUCCAAACACCACAAGAAGAAGCACAGGUCCCUAGAAUCUCGUGGCACAGAUUUUGAUGCCGAGCGGAGGUUAUACUCUCAUGCAUUCAAGAAGUCCUCAUCUCUUCUGAGCCGGCUAAUGAAGCAUAAGUUUGGGUGGGUGUUCAACAAGCCUGUCGAUCCAGUUGCACUUGGUUUGCAUGACUAUUUUACAAUUAUUAAGCACCCAAUGGAUCUUGGCACGAUAAGGGGGCGGCUCAGCCAGGGGCAGUACAGGAACCCAAAGGAGUUUGCUGACGAUGUGCGGCUCACUUUCCAUAAUGCAAUGACAUAUAACCCCAAGGGACAGGAUGUUCAUUUCAUGGCAGAGCAGUUGUUAGGAAUCUUCGAGGCACAGUGGCCUGAGAUUGAGGCUGAGGUUAACUAUCUCGCAUCAUGUCCUCCAUUGCCAAAGAAGUUUCCACCUCCACCGAUUGACAUGCGCUUCCUAGAAAGGUCAGAUUCCAUGAGACACCACAUGGCAUUGGACUCUUCAAGGCCAAUCAGUCAUACUCCUACUUAUAGCCGGACUCCAUCGAUGAAGAAACCAAGGGCAAAGGAUCCAAAUAAAAGGGACAUGACAAUAGAUGAGAAACGUAAGCUUAGCGAGAACCUCCAAAAUUUGCCUCCGGAGAAGCUUGAUGCUGUUGUACAAGUCAUUAAGAACAAGAAUCUUUCAGUUAGGCAGCAUGAGGAUGAGAUUGAGGUUGAAAUCGAUAGCAUGGAUGCUGAGACACUUUGGGAGCUUGACAGGUUUGUGGCUAACUACAAGAAGAACCUGAGCAAGCAAAAGAGAAAGGCCGAGCGUGCAAUGCUUGCCAGACAAGAUGCAGAGUUGCGCGCACAGCACUCCGUACAGCAACCACAACCAGUUCAGUUCACCCAAGAACCCAAUGUUGGUGAAAAAUCUCCGAAGCAAGUUGAGAAAGAUUCAGUUGCAGGUAAGCAACUGGCAAAAGGCACUGCACCAGAGCAAAAUGAUGAGAAUAGACAAAACGCGAGUAGUUCAAGCAAUUCAAGCAGCUCCAGCAGUGAUUCAGGAUCGUCUUCUAGUGACUCGGACAGUGAUAGCUCCUCUUCAGAUGGAUCUGAUGCUGGCAAUUCUUGAGAUAUAGGUUACCUUGGUUCCCUUUGCAGGUUCAGAAGUUGCUCGAGUAGACAGCAACUGUCUAAUUGUAUUUGACAUGACAAUGGCUUCGUAAGAUUGUACAUGUUUAGGAAAAACCCAUGUAGUUUAAGUAGCUUUGUAUGUGGAUUCACCCGCUGAAGGCUGUAACUUGUAGGUUCCAGGGUGUACCGCCUAAUUAGACUGGGCUUGUUGCUGACACUCGUCUCUCUGUACACCGUUGUUGCCAGGAGCCCCCUGGCUGUCUCAGUAGCGUGGCUGUCUCAGUAGCAUGGCUGUCUCAGUAGCGUGUACAUUAGCAGCAGCUUAAUCAUGUUUUGCUGUGUCGAUUGCAGUAUGUAGGAAGGUUAUUGCUGUCUUCUGCAGAUUAGCAGGAAAUGUUCAGCUCCAAGUCCGUUUGAUUGAAGAUGCUGUGAAUUCGGUA